Messenger RNA from Aethina tumida (small hive beetle), 708 nucleotides. RefSeq names its product nuclear transcription factor Y subunit beta-like. NCBI's taxonomy places the organism in Eukaryota, Metazoa, Arthropoda, Insecta, Coleoptera, Nitidulidae. The coding region runs from base 10 to 708 and encodes 232 amino acids. The transcript has 2 exons. The record is from RefSeq and is a predicted model, not a curated record.
GUCGAAUAAAUGGAUAACUGGACGUUGAAAAUGUCGUCGCGAUUCCUGUCACUCGUUCUGAUCGUGUCGUGCGUCGGUUCCAGUCCGGUUUCGCAGCCGGUCUACCAGACCAAUCCCUACACGAGUGCCCAGCAAAUCGCCGGAAUCGGUUACAAGCCUCAGGCGCCCGGACUUAUCGCCUAUCAGCCGCAGAUUUUGGCCGUAAGGCCAGCCGCCCGGCAGCCGGUCUACGAGACGGAAAGGGAUGGUUUGCAGCACUACGCGACGCAGCAGCAACCCCAAACGCAGCAACAGCCCAUCCAGCAAGUGCUGUUGGCCACCAAUGUUGACAGACAGAUACAGAGAGUGGCCCAGUCAUCCGGCCCCCUCUACCUGCAGAGGAUUCAGGCAGCCCAACAGCAGGGCCAGGCUCAGGAGGCGAUAGAUGCGGCUCAAAGAAAACUGACCUCCGCCACCCUGAGAAGACAACCGCUCCCCGUUCCGGUACCAUCGAUCCCGCAAACCCAACAAUACUACAGCACGUCCCCUGCCCAGCCGCAGGGCCAAAUCAAAUACGCGAGACCGCAAACCAUCACCAUACCGGUGCAGUACAGACAGAUCCAACAGCAACAGCCCCAACGGCCCGAGAAGGAAAAUCCGGAGGAUUAUGAUGUAAGUUUUAUUGGCCGACAUUACAUAAAAUCAAAUCGACGUUACGAGCAACCGUAA